AUGUCUCGAGCUAUGCACAGUGAAAAAUUAUUUGUUUUGGAUUUGUUACCUGUCGAAAUUCUCCAUGAUAUUUUUGCUUAUCUCUGGGCGCAUGAAAUUCUCUAUUCCUUCCAUAAAAUUAGUCAUAAGAUCGACAGUAUUAUUACUAAUCAUCGAAAUUAUCAUGUAAAUUUUCGUUCGAUCUUAAAACAACAUUUUGACAAUGUUUGUAAACAUAUUCAACCAAAGCAAAUUAUUUCACUCAUUUUAUCGGAUCAUACUGUUAUCUAUUUUUCACUUUUUCCCAUCGAACAAUUCACUUGUCUCCGUGCUUUGACACUUUCUGACAUCCAAGAAAAUCAUCAUGCACUCUUCGCCAAUUUGAACCAAUUGAAACGCAUAAUUGCUUUGGAAAUUGAUACACUUUCUUACCUUGAAUUUAUCGAACCAACAAUCCAACUCAAACGGCUGAUUGUAACAAAAUAUUCCGAAGCUGAUUAUUAUCGCGAAUCUUUACUUUCUUCUUUGAUAUUAUCAAAUCUUCGAUCUCUUUCGUUACCUUGCUGUUCAUAUCAUCAACUACGUCAGAUUCUUUCUCAAGCAUCUAAAUUAUCAUCACUAACAAUUUCACUAUCAAUAUCAGAUUGUACAGGAAUCGAUUAUUUUGCAGAACAACGUCAAGAUAUGCCGCUUACGUUAACUCAUCUUAGCCUAUCCAUGCAUACGUUCAGUAAGUGGAUGAUUAUUGAAAAGUAUUAUUCUUUAUUUGGUUAUGUUCUUUUUUCUGCUCGAACAAUAUCCCGUCUUCUAUUCGAACGAUUUCUUGCACGGAUGCCUCGAUUGCAACAACUCGAAUUAAACGUCACUUCAGGAGGAAACUCCAAUCUACUCGACGGUCAGCAAUGGGAAAAGUUUAUUAUCGAGCAUUUACCAUUACUCUUGAUAUUUAAUUUCAAGUUCAAAAUACUCAAUAUUGAUCAGCAUAAAUAUGACGCAAAUGAUAUUCUCGUUCAUUUUCGUUCAAAACUUUGGUUAGAUGCCAAUCGUCCAUGGUAUGCAGCGUUUGAUUCUAUAAAUCUUAUUCUUUAUACAAUACCUUACUUUGCUUCUCAAAUAAUCAAAUAUCCUCAUAAUGAUCGUGAUGCUUUCCAUCCGUCGACAUUACCGAAUGAGAAACAAACAAUUCUAUAUGAUCGAAUCAACGAAAUCGAACUUGGUCCAGAUUGUAAAUUACUUUCUCGGUAUCGUUGUGUCAAGAAACUUACAUUAUACAUUUCAAACCUUGAUACAACCACCUUCGAUGUUUCUCGUGUUGAAUAUUUAUGUAUCAAAACAGCUGCAUGGUCAUUAAAAAAGCUAUUCGAUUUAAUCAAACGAUCGAUGACCAAUCUUUAUCAUCUCAAUAUCGAUUGUAAUUUAUCAUGGACAAAAAUGACGAACACUGAUCACCUUCAACAAAUCUAUGUAUUAAACCUUCCACAGUUCAAUACUUCACCAGGAAACGACCAAAUUGAGUUAGGUUAUCUUUUCCCAUACGUUGAACGUCUAACAAUUACAAUUGAUGCUUGUCAGCAAAUGAUUCGCUUAAUCGAUCAAAUGAAAUGUUUAUCGUACGGUUCAUUUCAUGUCAUCAAUAUGGAGCCAAGUCUGGCUGAUUCAUUACGUCAGUGGGUCAUUGACCGUUCAUCUCGAUUGAAGAUCAACGAGAAUUUCACAUUGAAAAUCAAUCCUGAUCAGCAAUGUUGGAUUCAUAUUUGGAUGGUUGGCGAUUAUAAACCAUUGACUGAGGUCGAUAUGCAAGCAGAAGAAAAACCUCCUCUACGUUUCAUUUGUUCUCGAUAUUGCUGUUUACUGUAG
This is a messenger RNA of Adineta ricciae, 1836 nucleotides long. The record is from the annotation of a GenBank genome assembly. Lineage: Eukaryota; Metazoa; Rotifera; Eurotatoria; Adinetida; Adinetidae.